GAUGAGCAAGCCGACACACUUCGAGGUGGCCUAAAUGGCGCGACCGGCGAUGCGUUGGACCACGAUGACACUGCAAAAUAUGCAGGAGAGACAGACAUUUUUUAAGAAAACCCUUCCCGUACCAUUUUUCUGUGAUAGGGGGUCCUUCUCCAUAGUAAGUUUCACUGUGUUUUGGGAGAAUAUUGAAAUAAAAAGAAGGCGAAAUUCAUCCCUUGAUCCUUUAUUUUCAGUUCAUUUCUUUGAUUUAUGCAAAAAAAGUCUCUCCUUGAGUUAUCGGAAAAGAUGGAUAAAAAGAUAGGC
Cylicostephanus goldi is the source of this 300-nucleotide messenger RNA. NCBI's taxonomy places the organism in Eukaryota, Metazoa, Nematoda, Chromadorea, Rhabditida, Strongylidae. The record is from the annotation of a GenBank genome assembly.